AUGGCUGAUGCUCAUCAUCACCACCAGAACGGUGGGUCGUCGUCGAAGCGUCCGCGCUCUUCCACCGGAGACAACAACAACCACAACGACCAAGGCGGUAGCAGUUCCAAGAGACAGCGGACCGAGGCCCAUGCCCAGGAUACGCAGAACCUUGAUCCCUUGGGGUUUCCCAACGUCGACGCCUUUGGUCAUCCGCAGCUUGACUACAACAACUAUGUCGCCCCCAUGGCCACCAUGCAACAGUACAACAUGCCGCCGCCAACAGCGACAGCGACAGCGACAUCGGCCGGCAACCCAGCCGCUCCCAACGGCGUCUCUUCUUCCUACGGCGCCACCUACCAAGGAUCCCUACCGGCGAAUGUGCCUCGGUCGUCCACCCGCAGCGGUCUCAAGAUCGGUCCCCUGACUCUCGAGCAAGCCCAGCUCGCCAUCCCCGGACACCUGUCGCCUGCCGACAAGGAAGUCCUCAAGACCCGGCUGCAGGACGAACUCAACCGGCAGCGCGCCCAUCCGCCGGCCCUGCCUCGCUCCGAAGUCUCCGGCCUGCCCCCCAAGGAAUUCAUGCCCGAGUACAAAAAGAUCGAGGAGCACUUCACACCCGAGCUCAAGGCCCGCAUCCGGACGUUCAACGCACGCAUCUCCGAGGAGCUGCAGCGCAUCGACCGCGAGCGCAACAACCAGGCGGCUAAAAAGUCGCGCGAGACCCGCCUCGAGGCCCUCCGUCUCACGCGGGACAUGCUCAACAAGAAGACGGCCGAGCGCGACUGGCUCCGCCUCAAGGUGCUGCAGCUCCAGGGCGAACCAAACGAGUACGACGCCCUGCCGGACCAGACACGGCGCCGACUCGUCGAGGUGGUCGAGACGCGCGUCCGCGAGAUUGACCAGACCUACGCCGAGGAGAAGAAGCAGGAGGAGAGCCGCAAGCGGGCCGAGCGCACGCGCCUGCGCGCCGAGGCGCGCGAGCUCGAGGCGAUGACGCCCGACUACUUUCUGAACGAGAUUGUGCCGCCCGAGGAGGCCCUCACGGCCAUUGUCGGCGAGGACGGCACGUAUAUCGACAAGGAGCAGGAGGAGGACGGCGAGGGGGAGCCGGAGCAGCAGCUGUAUGCAGAUGGCGGUGGUGUCCUGGACGAGCAUGUGUUGGAGCGGACGCUGUAUGGAGGGGGGCACCAUGGUCACACCUUGAGACUGUGA
Molecule: messenger RNA, 1194 nt
Organism: Emericellopsis cladophorae
Lineage: Eukaryota; Fungi; Ascomycota; Sordariomycetes; Hypocreales; Bionectriaceae
Exons: 1
Coding region: 1-1194 (397 amino acids)
Source: RefSeq, a predicted model, not a curated record